GCACGCUUAGCAACACUGCACCGGUCACUUUCACACUUGACAGGCACCUUUUUUUUUUACGGAUGUGUGUUUUGUGGAUUAUUCCUAUUAAUAAUUGUAAAAUUUCUGUACAUAUUGUGAAAGAAAUCUGGACUCAAACCGAGUGCAUUUUAGAAACCUUUAGUGAAAUAAACGAAUCCACGACACGGACAUCACAGAAGCAGCAGAAGCCAUUUAUAUAUAUUUUAAAGGUGUGCAUCGAACUUCCAGAAGGAGACACUAUGAUGAGGACUUCGGAAACGUCAUUUUGAGGCAGAUUUCAAAAAUAAUUAUAAAAAACCCACCCCGAUCUGUUCCAUUCGGGUUUCCAACAAGCCUCAUUUCGGAGAUUUUCUGGGUCCGUCAUCAGGCGUUCGGUUUGCCGUCAAGCCUUUGCUUUCUUAAAGUGACAGACAGAGGUACCGAACACACACCAUAUUCUUUAGCAGUCUGUGUGUACGUACGCACAUAUAUCUGGAUAUAUGUCGUUUGGAUCGUGACGAGGCCGCAUCGGUAGCAAUGUCCACUGCCCUGGCAGCGGCAACGGCAAUGGCAGCGGCAUCCUCGAGUGCCGCACCAGCAGCAACGACCGUCAGCAACACCACAAACACCACGAACACCACCAUAGUCACAGCCACAGCGUCGCCGGCAACAAACAACAACAGUAGCAACACCACUACCAUUACCACCCAUUCAGCCAAGUCUACAAUCACGGCGGGAAUCCUUGAGCCAGUCGGAGGGAUUGUAGUCGAGUCGCAGGAGUAUCAGGCGGAGCAAGUGCCGCCGAACUACGAGCACAGCCUGGAGACGCCGGAUCACCAGUUAAUAUUGAACAGUGCUCCGAAGCCACGGCGUCAGCGCAGGACCACAGUGGUGCACACAUGCCCCAGGCCACCGGGUGGCUACAGGUACUCCAUGGAAUUUCUUUACGGGAUCGGCAGUUGUAUGGCCGGCACCACCCUGAAUAUAGCUACGCCUCUGUCGAUAACGCCCCGCAGUGUGAGGACCACGCCCCCCUCGCUGGCCACUCGCAUGCCUCUGCUGACCACAAUGGGGAUGCCAACCUCUGCAUCGCCCCGUCCCAUCGAUAGUAAUCUUCCGAGGAAUCGUUACGCCAUCGGCGUUGUGGGGCCAGGAUCUCCAGGAGGACUCGCUGCAGUUUCAACGGUACCAGCAGCAUCGCCGACUACGACCACUGUGACUGCCACACCCGGCACCUCGACUGGAUCGCCUUCCACGGGUGUCCUGGCCGCUGGUUCCCCCGGAGCUCUGCCAGCAGCCCAAUUUAUAUACCAGGGAUAUUUGCCCAACGGACCACAGCGGCGCCUGUGGCAUGCGGAGAACGCGUUCUGGCAGUUCGACCGAAACUAUCCGUACAACCAGGGCUAUGCCUCACAAUACGGAAUACCCAUGAUGCCAGUGGGAUUCGAGCAUCCGUAUGGUAGUCAGCGUAUCAUAUAUCCUGGCUACUACAGCCAGGCCUCCGGGCCAUUCCAUGCUGCUCCUGUGCCGGGCAUACCAAGGGUCAGUCGCCACGUGGCCACCACUCCUCAGCAGCAACAGCCGAAGCAGCAACAGCAACAGCAGCAACAGCAGCAGCAGCAGCAACAGCAGCAACAGCAGCAGACUCCGGCGGCACAGCAUUCCCCUCACUCCCAGCAGCCGACGACAGCGGUGAGUGGUGAAACCACCGAAGAACCAAUUCCGGCACCGGGCAUCACGUGGCGGCAUGUAGGCCCCCCCGCAGCACAGCGCGACCGCUUGGGAUCAGGACGACAGGCGGCAACUACGCAGAGCUCGACGGACUAUCACAGGGAAUCAAAGACAUACUACAAGAGUGGUACGACCGGGAAUGGCGGAGGGGCUCGCUUCAAGGCAGCACCCUUUGACCAGCAAAUGCAACCAGGAAAUUCAACAAGGAAUUAUCCGGGAGGAGGACCUGCAGUAGGCGGUGCUGUACCAACACCAGCAGCACCCCCGCCGGUAGCCGCAACAGCAACCGGAUCCAGAGAUCAGAAUCCGUCAAAUGCCAACCAGAGUCGCAACUAUCAAGGAUCGGCAACCAAUCAGCAUUCCAAGAGUCGUAGCCACGGAAAGAGAGGCGGCAAGAAUUCGCAGGGCAAAGAGCGCACCUCGAACUCCUCCGGGUCGCUGUCCGCCUCCUCCUCAAAGUCCCACCUGGACAGAGCUGCCAGCUCGAAUACCUCCAUAGCCCCGCCAAAGCAUCCCAAUCGCUCCUACCGCAACCGACUUCGCUACAUCAAUGGCAAUGAUUCGCCCGAGCGUAAGACGGUGCCCAUGGGUAUGGCAGUGCCUGUUGCCACUUUCCAACAGCAGCCACAGCCGUCUGCUGUGCGCAGGGCUGGCAAGUUUCAAGGAGCAAAUGCCUAUCACGGACAUGUGGUGGAAAGUGGCAAGCCAGUGGUCAGCCGGCAGCAGUCACGCUACUACCAAUCGCGAAACAUUGAUGCCUAUGUCUACCAGCCAGGACAAUAUAUGGUUUACGCUACAGGAGCGCCUCCGCUAGGACUCGGCGGAGUGCUACACCCGGGACAAGGGUGCGCUGGCAUAGCGAUGGGAGUAGGAGGAGGACCUAGGAUCGCUGGGAGUGCAAGUGGAAGGGGAAGUGGAGGUGUGGGAGGAGGGCAUACGGCCACGGCCAGCAGCGCCACCUCGGAGGGAGAGCAGCCGCUGGACUCGGACUUUGAUCAGCGCCAAGAUUAUGCUGACUUGGGUCUGGAUCCAGCCAAUGGCGGCUUCUCCUCCGACCUGGAGCCGCUUAGUUACAAGCAGGACACCUCAGAAAUGGACGUGCAUUCGUGUCCUCUAUCCCAUCCGUGUUCCGACAUUGAGGCAACCGACGGCCAGUCGAAUGACAGUGAGGCAAUCAGCACGGCACCCAGCCAGGACAGCGAUGCCACCGAAAGCGAUUUGAGCGGUGCAUCUGUGGAGUCGGUGGUGCGCAAGGUAAUGGUCAAUUGCCUAGCCUUUGCCACCGGGGCCGAGGUGCCCGAUCUCAACGGUCCGAACCUGGUGCCCUACGGCGAUAUGCAUUAUCUCAUGGAGCUGGGGUUCCAUUCUCAAGCAUCCAUGACUAAUGGCUACAGGACCUCCACGCAUCACCCACCGCCAAAUCCGGCGGUUCACCAACGUGUGAGAGGCAUGAGCUGCUGCGGCGACAUGUUGAGCCACUCGGCGGAAGAGGCGGGCUACAAAUUGGAGCAGGAUCAGCAGCAGCAACAGGAUGGCAAUGACGGAGGGAAAAGCCGCUACGAGGAAGCUGACUACAUUUCGGCAGAAUCCAGUCUCUCGGUCACUCCUUCCGCCUCCUCCAGCAAGAGUGCCGAGGCUCCGGUGUCCACCAGGGCCAAUAUCAUCAUGCCAAAGGAAUCCCUAGAGGAUGGACUUUCCCAUGACAUGAACAAUCGAUAUUGGCGCGAGUUCUUUGGUUAUACGCCAGCGGACCGCUUUCUGCUACGAGCCAAGCAGGUGGAGAUGAAGCGUCCGCCAAAAACAGUGCCCGGCAGCACCAAGUGGGAUUCCCUGUCCCUGUCCCUUUGGAGGAAGUUCCUGGAGGCCCAGCAGACCCGUCACAUUUACAAGACCAAGAUGCGCCUGUGGCGAUUCAUUUACACAGUGGCCAUGACGACCUAUCCAAGGUACGGCUUGUACCUGGUGGGCUCCUCGAUCUCCCACUUUGGUUCCAAGUUCUCGGACAUGGACAUCUGCAUGCUGGCCUGUACGAAUCCGAACAUUGAUCCCAGAAUGGAGGCCGUCUACCAUCUGCAACUGAUGAGGGAGCUGCUCAGCCGCACGAACGAGUUCCAGGACUUCAAUCUAAUCGAGGCCCGGGUGCCCAUUCUGCGCUUUACCGAUUGCCGCCACAAGGUGGAAGUCGACAUCAACUUUAAUAAUUCCGUUGGAAUCAGGAAUACCCAUCUCCUGUACUGCUAUUCCCAGCUGGAGUGGCGAGUGCGUCCGAUGGCCUUGGCUGUGAAACAGUGGGCCCAGUACCACGACAUCAACAAUGCCAAGAACAUGACCAUUUCCAGCUACUCGCUAAUGCUGAUGGUCAUCCAUUACCUGCAGGCCGGAGCCAGUCCGCCGGUUCUGCCUUGCCUGCACAAGCUGUAUCCGGAUAAGUUUGGCCUCCUCCUGCCCACCGACUUUGGCUACGUGGACAUGAACGAGGUGAUGAGUCCGUAUCCCUCGGACAAUACCCAGUCCCUGGGCGAUCUCCUGAUCGGAUUCCUGCACUACUACAGUGUUUUUGAGUACGGCAAGUACGCCAUCUCCAUACGCGUGGGCGGCGUCCUGCCCGUGGAAGUGUGCCGGGCAUCGAAGGCACCCAAGAACGACAUCCAUCAGUGGAACGAGCUGUGCAUCGAGGAGCCCUUCGACCAGACCAACACGGCCAGGUCCGUCUACGAUUCGACCACAUUCGAGCGCAUUAGGGCCAUCUUCCAGGCCAGCUACCGAAGGCUGGAAUCUACAAGGAACAUCAGCUCCAUUUUCGAGGACUACGAUGGGCCCACCAUUGUGAUGCAGCAGCCGUCCGCAGAUUCAGAGUGUGAUUUCUACGAGGGCCAGCAGCAUCAUCAGCAUCCAAUGACCAAUAGGCCGGUCUUCCGUUCUAAUAGUGAGUUUCCCUCGCCCCGCCCCUUGAAACUAAUGGUGGACAAGGCCACCACGGCCAUUUGGACUGAUAUCAAUAUGAAGACGGACCAGAAGGAACCCGAGGAGCACCAGUCCAAGGACAUGGGAGUGGACGAUGACUCUGUGGCCACCGAGCCACCGCUUGCUUAACAACUCCCACCACCAUUCGUAACAUAAAACACUAAACAACAAAAGUUCACACACCACUCUCAAAAACAAGUCAACAAGACAACAACAUUCAUUUAAACCCCAUCAGGACGUAAAAAAAAAUUGAGACGUUGUGAAAGUAAGUUUUUUAGUAGCAGUUGCCGGACGCGUUUACACCAAUUUAAAUUUGACGUUGGAUAAUUAUAUAUGCCUAGGGAAUUUAGUGAAAUGACCAAAUAAAAAAUUCACAAAGCAUCCAAGGCAAUGCAAAGUCGGUCGCAAAAAAAGCACUAAAAUCUGCAAAAAGGCAAAGAAAUAUUUUCACCUCGAAUCAAACGAACUACAACUAGUUUUUACCAGCUUCAAAGGCAAUUAAAUUGCUGAAAAAUCCUGAAAAAAAAACUUUAAAUUCAAAAUAAAAUCCCAAAAAAAUAUAUAUAAAAAUUAUAAAAUUCGAAAAAAAAAAAAGAAAGCAGCACUAGCGAUAGUUUAGUGAAAAUUUGUGAGGCAGGGCGAGAUACCCAGAAUAAUGCAGGGAUGUAGGCUUUUAUAGGAUGAAGGUUUACACUUUUAUACCUGCACAAAAAAAUCAAACAAAAACAGAAACAACACUCUAAAAAAAUAAAAUAAAUGGAAAAUCAAAGAAAAAACACUAAAACCCAAGAAAAUGCUCCACAAAAAAAGUACACAAUACAUUUUUGUAACAAAAUAAAUGUAAAAAUCGCGCUAAACAUCUACGCAAAAAUGCUUACGAGUUACGAUUGAGUUUUUAAAGCUCAAGCCAGAACUUAGAAUAAUGUUUGAUGAUAGCGCCAAAAAAAUGAUAUACAAAUAAAUAAAGCUAACACGGCA
Drosophila kikkawai is the source of this 5673-nucleotide messenger RNA. RefSeq names its product GLD2 poly(A) polymerase (gene Gld2). Gene Ontology annotation, molecular function: poly(A) RNA polymerase activity. NCBI's taxonomy places the organism in Eukaryota, Metazoa, Arthropoda, Insecta, Diptera, Drosophilidae. The record is from RefSeq and is a predicted model, not a curated record.